UAUAGAGAGAGUCCUAUUACCAAUCACAUCCAUGUUGAACAGUUCCUGGCCCUAUCUAGAAAAUAACAGUUGAAGUCUGGUAGAUCUAUUUGAUGAGAUAAUGUGAUUACAUGCACUGUGCACUAUCAUUUUCUGCCAUUCCUUCUUAGCUAGUAAGUAGUUAGAUGAUUCGGUUGCCAUUGUUCUUCCAGAAUGCUGUCAAAAAUUGCUCACUUCAGGCUGCUACCAACGAGCAAAGAAAGGCUGAUGAAAAAGUAUUGAAAUUGGCUGAAGAACAGAAGAAACAAAAGGAGAACCUCCACAAGAAAAUCAUUCAACUGGAGAAACAACUGGAUGCCAAACAAGCAGUAGAGCUUGAAAUCGAGCAAUUGAGAGGCAAAUUGAAUGUUAUGAGGCACAUGGAAGAUGAAGAUGAAGGUGAUUUGGAAGUGCUGGAAAAAGUGGAUUCCCUGCUCAAGUCACUGAGGGAAAAGGAAGGAGAACUUGAAGAUGUGCUGGCAUUAAAUCAAACUCUGGUAGUGCAGGAGCGCAACAGCAAUGAUGAACUGCAGGAUGCUCGUAAAGAAUUGGUUAAUGGCUUGAAAGAAUUAUCAACAAAUGGUCAAAUUGGUGUGAAGAGAAUGGGAGAACUCAACAGCAAACCAUUUCAGGAAGCAAUGAAAAGGAAGUAUAAUGAGGUCGAGGCAGAUGAAAGGGCAACAGAAUUGUGCUCCCUGUGGGAGGAAUACCUUAGAGAUCCUGAAUGGCAUCCUAUAAAGGUGGUUGAGAUUGAUGGGAGACAUCAGGCAGUAAUCGACCAAGAGGAUGAGAAGUUGAAGGACCUGAAGAAUAACUAUGGCGAUGAAGUGUAUGAUGCUGUGACCUCUGCUUUGACCGAGAUAAAUGAAUAUAACCCGAGUGGGAGGUAUAUCAUUUCAGAGCUUUGGAACUAUGCCGAAGGUAAGAAAGCUACUCUGCAGGAAGGAGUUGUUCAUAUGAUGAAUCUAUGGAGAACUUACAAACGAAAGAGGGGAAUGGAUUGAUCGUUGGAUGCCCUUAUCUGUGUUUUUCAUGUGCCAUUCUAUAGGCACACCUUCAUUUUAACUACCGGAUAAUGAAUAAUUGUAUUAGGUUAUGUAUCGUUGUAUCGGAGACGGAGAUUUAACUAUCGACUGUCAUUUGUGCCUGUUGAUCUCUUGGCUAAUAGGUAAUGCAUUAAAACUUCUUAUCUUCAA
Messenger RNA from Olea europaea var. sylvestris, 1214 nucleotides. Its product is annotated as protein INVOLVED IN DE NOVO 2-like. The transcript is spliced from 4 exons. Lineage: Eukaryota; Viridiplantae; Streptophyta; Magnoliopsida; Lamiales; Oleaceae. Bases 165 to 1022 code for a protein of 285 amino acids. Gene Ontology annotation, biological process: gene silencing by siRNA-directed DNA methylation. The record is from RefSeq and is a predicted model, not a curated record.